ACCGGGAGAGCGCAGCGCGGGCGGCGCCUGCGUCCGCCGCCUCCCUCGGCGCUCGCGCAGCCGGGUCUUUGUCUGCCCGCGCCGCGACCGCCGCGCUUUGUUCCCCGCGCCCGGGCAGUCCCGCGCCGCGCUGGCGUCGUCCUCGCCCCCAUCGCCGCCGCCGCCGCCGCCGCCCCCCGCGCGCGGCCGGGCCUUGCCCCCCAUGGUGUCGCGGCCCGAGCCCGAGGGCGAGGCCAUGGACGCCGAGCUGGCGGUGGCGCCGCCGGGCUGCUCGCACCUGGGCAGCUUCAAGGUGGACAACUGGAAGCAGAACCUGCGCGCCAUCUACCAGUGCUUCGUGUGGAGCGGCACCGCCGAGGCCCGCAAGCGCAAGGCCAAGUCCUGUGUCUGUCACGUGUGCGGCGUCCACCUGAACAGGCUGCACUCCUGCCUCUACUGCGUCUUCUUCGGCUGCUUCACCAAGAAGCACAUCCACGAGCACGCCAAAUCCAAGCGGCACAACCUGGCCAUCGACCUCAUGUAUGGUGGCAUCUACUGCUUCCUGUGCCAGGACUACAUCUACGACAAGGACAUGGAGGUCAUUGCCAAGGAGGAGCAGCGGAAAGCCUGGAAGAUGCAAGGGGUCGGGGAGAAGUUUUCCACCUGGGAGCCGACCAAACGGGAGCUGGAGCUGCUGAAGCACAACCCGAAGCGGAGGAAGAUCACGUCCAACUGCACCAUAGGUCUGCGGGGGCUGAUCAACCUGGGCAACACCUGCUUCAUGAACUGCAUCGUGCAGGCCCUGACCCACACGCCGCUGCUGCGCGACUUCUUCCUGUCCGACAGGCACCGCUGCGAGAUGCAGAGCCCCAGCUCCUGCCUGGUCUGUGAGAUGUCCUCGCUCUUCCAGGAGUUUUACUCGGGGCACCGGUCCCCACACAUCCCAUACAAGCUGCUGCACCUGGUGUGGACGCACGCGCGGCACCUGGCCGGCUAUGAGCAGCAGGACGCGCACGAGUUCCUCAUUGCCGCUCUGGACGUCCUGCACCGGCACUGCAAAGGUGACGAUAACGGCAAGAAGGCCAACAACCCGAACCACUGCAACUGCAUCAUCGACCAGAUCUUCACCGGCGGGCUGCAGUCGGACGUCACCUGCCAGGUCUGCCAUGGCGUCUCCACCACCAUAGACCCCUUCUGGGACAUCAGCUUAGACCUGCCUGGCUGCUCCACUCCCUUCUGGCCCCUGAGCCCCGGCAGCGAGGGCAGUGUGGUGAACGGCGAGAGCCACGUGUCCGGCACCACCACGCUCACCGACUGCUUGCGCAGGUUCACCAGACCAGAGCACCUGGGGAGCAGCGCCAAGAUCAAGUGCAGCGGUUGCCAUAGCUACCAGGAGUCCACCAAGCAGCUCACCAUGAAGAAACUGCCCAUCGUGGCUUGUUUUCAUCUCAAGCGCUUCGAGCACUCGGCCAAGCUGAGACGCAAGAUCACCACGUACGUGUCCUUUCCCCUGGAGCUGGACAUGACGCCCUUCAUGGCCUCCAGCAAGGAGAGCAGGAUGAACGGGCAGUACCAGCAGCCCACAGACAGCCUCAACAAUGACAACAAGUACUCCUUGUUUGCGGUCGUGAACCACCAAGGCACCCUGGAGAGCGGCCACUACACCAGCUUCAUCCGCCAGCACAAAGACCAGUGGUUCAAGUGCGAUGACGCCAUCAUCACCAAGGCCAGCAUCAAGGACGUGCUGGACAGCGAAGGGUACCUGCUCUUCUACCACAAACAGUUCCUGGAGUACGAGUAGCCUCGUCCACGGCCGGCCAGCCAGGACGAAGGCGACGAAUUGGCGACCUCACCGACGACCCCGGCCUCCCUGACAGCGUCCCGGCCCGCAGGCCCCUCUGCCCAGGCUGGGCCCCCACAGGGACUGCAGGAGGCUGCGGCGCGGGCCGGAGGGCCCUGCCCCUGGAGCGUCUCGCGGGCGCCUCCCUUGGUGGCUGCCCAGCCUGCGUCCGCGUCCACGCCCACGCCCACGCCCAGGCCCAGGGGCGUCCAUGGCAGCCGUGGGCAGGCAGGGCCAGGGCGGUUGCCAUGCCGGGGCCGGGAACCGCACUGCAUGAGGACGCGCCGGCCGGAGCCAUCUCGGGUUUCUAGAAGUAGGCUUUCUGACCCUCCCUCCUCUCCCCGUGCCCCUGAUGGCGGCCGCCUCCUGGGUUUCUGCCGACUGUGCGUGGGCGGAGCUUGCUUUCUACUUGGUGCUGUCUCCUUGCUUCCGUUCCUGGGGCGGGCAGAGCGGAGCGAGCCAGGCUGCCGCCGCCCGCGUUCUCUGGGGUCUGAAUGGGGCGCGCAAGCGGAGGGUCUCUGGGCGGUGUUAGCGUCCCUUUCCUCCUCCCCUUCCUGGUCCGCUCUCCCACCUCCUCUCCCUCACUGCUGGCGCGGGGACGCUGGGGUUGCCGGCGGCAUGUCGUGUGCGGGCCGGGAAUGAAAUGGCUUCGCGGCCAGGGAGGCGUGUUCCCUGGGGGCCUGUACUUAGGGACUCUGAGAUUUGAAUUAACGUCAUCCUCCCGGAUCAAGGAAGUUGAGAUUAAAGUAUUUUAAGCUGGGGAGACCGUGUUGCUGGCUGAGAGACUGCAGGAGGGUGGCAGGUGGAACCCCCCACCACCACCACCUUUCCCUCCAGGCGGGCACCGUCGGAGCCUGCGGCAUCCCCACGGCCUGCGACUCGAGAGCGUUUUCAGGGGGCCGGGGUGACCCGGUGCUGAGUCGGGCACAGCUUGGAGCAGGGCACGUGGCUUCGGGACUCUGAGCUGGGAAACCCUUCUGGAAGGCGUGCGCGCCACGGGGCACCCUGGCCUGCUGGGUGUCCAGACGCAGGCGUGGCCGGGCCCCUGUGCCGGCCUGGGGCUCUGUGGCGAGUCCCCUGGGCCCCACGCAGCAGCUCCUGUCCCCGGCGAGUGUCAGCCGCGCCCAAGACACUGGUGCCAGGAGCCAGGUGGCGCCCUGCCCUGAACACUUGUCUGUGGGCACCGCAUUCCAUGUUCCAUGUGCCCCCUGGGGACAUGACGCUGAUGUCCUGAGUUGGGGACUCUGCCUGCUUCCAGCUCCCCAGUGCUGCUUUCUGUUCAGGAAAAUGGUGUUCCAUUUCCCGGUAAUGCCCCGCCCUCGCCUCGCACCCCUCAUGUCCUGCAGAUGCCUGGGGUGCAGCCGGCCCCGCACCCUACGGCACCAGUACCACGCCUGCGUCUCUGAGAUGCCGGCCCGCCCCACACCCUGCACCCACACGUCCUCCCAGACGCCUGGGGUUCAGCCCAGCCCCGCACCCGCACCCGUUGUGACCACGACCUGCGUUUCUGCGAUGCAGGCCCUGCACCCCGCGCCCCGCCGCGGUGCUUCACGGGAAGGCGCCCCCUCCCCCGCUUGCCGCGUGUGCUUCGCGUCGUGUGACAUUGAUGUGCCCCCGCCAGUUCCAGUGCCCAUUGCGUGUGCUCUUGCUCUGAAAACAAGCCGGAAGAGACCAGUUCCGAUGCUCGUGCUGUGGUUGGAGAUUCGAUGGCCAGACGUCCGCCCCUCCCCACCCCUCCCCUCCCUGUCGUCGGAGGACCCGCGCGCUCCGGCCUCCUCCCUUCCUGGCUUGUAGUUUCUCCCCUCAUAAUAAAGCUGCAUUUUAUUCCGAAAAAUAA
Oryctolagus cuniculus (rabbit) is the source of this 3656-nucleotide messenger RNA. It is a transcript of the gene USP22, whose product is annotated as ubiquitin specific peptidase 22. Gene Ontology annotation, molecular function: cysteine-type deubiquitinase activity; zinc ion binding. The record is from RefSeq and is a predicted model, not a curated record. NCBI's taxonomy places the organism in Eukaryota, Metazoa, Chordata, Mammalia, Lagomorpha, Leporidae. Gene Ontology annotation, biological process: protein deubiquitination.